GGUGUGGUUCCGCCGAUUGGUGGCAACGCGCGGAGGGCGUGUCCACAGUGGCGGCGUGCGUUUUGCCUCUGUGACACAAUUACAACAACUUUGAGCCGCUGGUUGGGGAAGUUUGCGACGUUUUCAAACCACAACUCCCUCGUACAAGGCCAACAUCACGCCAACUCCAUGCACACCGUGGCCCCGGAGCACACCUCGUAUUCCCGUGUACAAUGAAGAGUGUGGACGGUAAUUUGAAGGGAUCAUUUCCUUGAGGAUUUGGCAAAAGAACUGCGCUGCUACGCCCCGUUUUAGUCCUGGAUAGGCGCGCGACACUUUUCCGUCUGUUCGCGUUUCGCCGGAGUCGCUCGGUCCGCGUCGAUCGUCCCGUUCUCCUUCGCCAUGAAAUCGUGCGGAGUGUCGCUCACCACCACCGCCGCCGCCUCCGCCGCUGCCCGGAGCCGCGGCGCUGCUGCUGCCGCCGCCGCUGCUGCUAAUGACGAGGAGAAAAUGGCGUCGGGAAAAGCGACUGAUAUCGAAGAGGACUUUCCGAAGCUAACGGCGGCGGAGAGAGAGCGUCUGCUCGGCGUGGACAGUUCACUGUUUGGAUUUCAUAGGCUUCAAGAAGAUGGCGCCAGAACGAAGGCCUUGCUUUUAAAGGCCGUCAGCUGCUAUGAAGCUCUCAUCCUGAAAGCAGAGGGGAAAGUGGACCCUGACAUUUUCUGUCAACUGGGUCACUUCAACCUCCUGCUGGAGGACUAUCAGAAAGCAUUAUCUGCAUACCAGAGGUACUUCAGUUUACAGUCGGACUACUGGAAGAAUGCUGCCUUUUUAUACGGCCUGGCCAUGGUUUACUUCCAUUACAACGCUUAUCAGUGGGCGAUCAAGGCGUUCCAGGAGGUGCUGUACAUCGACCCCGGCUUCUGUCGAGUGAAGGAGAUUCAUCUGAGGCUGGGACUCAUGUUUAAAGUCAACACAGACCACGAGUCGAGUUUAAAGCAUUUUCAGCUGGCUUUGAUCGACUCCAAUCUCUGCACUUUGUCCAAAGCUGAAAUUCAGUUUCACAUUGCUCAUUUGUAUGAGAUCCAGAAGAAACACAGAGCGGCGAAGGAAGCGUACGAGCGUGUGCUGCAGACGGACGAUCUCCCUGCACAGGUGAAGGCCGCCACACUGCAACAGCUCGGCUGGAUGCAUCACACGGUGGAGCAGCUGGGAGAUAAAGGCACCAAGGACAGCUAUGCCAUCCAGUGUCUGCAGAAGUCGUUAGAAGCUGACCCCAACUCUGGCCAAUCCUGGUACUUUCUUGGCAGGUGUUAUUCCAGUAUUGGGAAGGUGCAGGAUGCCUUCAUCUCUUACCGUCAGUCCAUCGAUAAGUCGGAGGCCAGUGCUGACACCUGGUGCUCUAUAGGGGUUCUGUACCAGCAGCAGAACCAGCCUAUGGAUGCACUGCAGGCCUACAUCUGUGCCGUGCAGCUGGACCACAGCCACGCCGCCGCCUGGAUGGACCUGGGCACUCUGUACGAGUCCUGCGGUCAGCCGCACGACGCAAUCAAGUGUUACGUCAACGCCACGCGCAGCAAGGCCUGCCUCAACACGGCCGCGCUCACGCAACGCAUCAAACUGCUGCAGGCUCAGUUGUGUAACCUUCAGCCAGGUUCUCUGCAGAAUAAGAGCAAAAUGCUUCCCAGUAUUGAAGAGGCGUGGAGCCUCCCCAUCCCUGCUGAGCUCACGUCCAGGCAGGGAGGUCUGAACACGGCACAGACCUCGCAGGUGGGAGGUCUGAACACGGCACAGACCCCGCAGGUGGGAGGUCUGAACACGGCACAGACCCCACAGGUGGGAGGUCUGAACACGGCACAGACCCCACAGGUGGGAGGUCUGAACACGGCACAGACCCCACAGGCGUGUAAAGGAGACGGAGGACAGACGUCCAGUAAUCACACGGAGCCACAGGCCAGUCCUGCCAAAAAGAAACGCACCGCCAGCCCAGUCAAGAGUGUCCCAGACUCGUGGACAAACAACAACAACAGCAGCAGCAGUCAGCAGCAGCAGCAGCAGCAGCAGCAGCAGCAGAUCCCCAGCUGGUACCUGACACCACAGAAGCUCCAGCUGCUGGAUCACUUACGGACCAACCGAGCAAACCUCAAGCCUCCUCAGGUGCAGAUGCUGGAGCAGCUGGAGAAGCAGUUCUCUGUCAUGCAGCAGCAGCAGCAGCAGCAGCAGCUGAGGCAGCAGGCGGUGACGGCAGCAGCAGCGAGCGGUCAGAUGAAGCCCCUCCUUCCCAACGGUGCUGCAGCUGUGCCUCCUCACCACCAUCACACAGGUCUCACCCGCUCCUCCUCCUCCUCCUCCCCCGUCAACCACGCGCCCGCGCCGCCCAACGGCUCCUGCUCCUCCAGUCCCGCGUCGGGGACGUCGCUGGGACACCAGGACAGGAAAAACCACAGCCUGGGCGUGGCAGGAGGCGGAGCCAGUAACGGAAACAACAACAAUGUGCCUUACCCGCAGCAGAACUCUCUACCUCACAACUGCACAGCUGCCAGUCAGCCCAGCACCAGCACCACCAGCAGUCCCAGUCACUCUGACGAGACGUGGAGGAGCCAACAGCCAAACACUACCACUCAGGGGCUUCACAAAGAUCCUGGUUCACAUUCGGCGGGUCCUAAUGGAGAACCCCCUUUCUUCUCCUUGUCCUCCUCCCCUCACACCUCCUUCUCUUCCUCUGGCAUUCUGAAUCAGGUGGGACAUUCCUUCUCCGGGCCCUGCACUGCCUCCUCCUCGGCCUCCUCCUUGUCCCCCACCUCCCCACAGACCACGCCCAACCACCUGUCCUCGCCCCCCCACUCCACGACUACCUCAGGGCUCCACACCAAAGACGCCACGCCUUCAGGGGGCAGCAGCAGUAAUGGUGCCGCUGCACCAGGAGUGCUGGAGGCUGCUGCCAGGCAACCCGCAGCGGGGACGCCACUCAGCCCCGGCUCCGCCUCCACGCAAGGAUUGACUAAUCACGUCCAGGCGCGGGUGGAGGACGACUUGGCGAGCCGGUCUCAGCCCGGCUCUCCUGCCCCCGGCGUGCGAACUCCAGACAAUCCUCAGCUCUCCGCCUCGAUAAAGGGAAAAGCCAAUAAUGACGACAACAAUAACCACAGUAACCACGGAGAUACUUCCUCAGAGAAACUCAACAAUGUCCACCCGGGUCUCCACGGCAACGCCAAGCCAACGCCACAGCACUCUGCGGUCUCCGCCUCCUCUGCCGCCACACCCUCUCCGUGCUCUGCAGACGCUCAGGCCAACAACACCAACAGCCUCUCCAGCCUUAACAGUCAGGGGCCCACGCUCAACGGGGAGGGGCUGGGCGACUCCCACAGCCCCAGGAGGGCGGAGCCACCUGGUGGAGCUCACAGACACAGUGCCCCCUCUGGUCUUUCCCCGUGGUCCUCGUUUUCCAUCUACCCCAGCUCCAGUGAAGUCCUCAAAGCCUGCAGGAAUCUGGGGAAGAACGGACUGUCGACCAGCAGCAUCCUCCUGGACAAGUGUCCUCCGCCGCGUCCCCCGCGUCCUCCCUCUCCUCCACUGCCAAAGGACAAACUCAACCCUCCCACGCCCAGUAUUUAUCUUGAAAACAAGAGGGACGCCUUCUACCCUCCUCUGCAUCAGUUCUGCACGAACCCUUCAAACCCGGUCACCGUCAUCAGAGGACUCGCCGGCGCCCUCAAGCUCGACUUGGGCCUGUUCUCGACCAAGACGUUGGUGGAGGCUAACCCGGAUCACCUGGUGGAGGUGCGGACUCAGUUAUCUCAGCCCACUGAUGAGAACUGGGACCCCAGCGGCAGCAGGAAGAUGUGGCGCUGCGAGAGCAGCCGCUCACACACCACCAUCAUCAAAUACGCCCAGUACCAGGCCUCGUCCUUCCAGGAGUCUCUGCGGGAGGAGAACGAGAAGAAGAAGGAGCUGGAGGCUGAAGCCACUUCCUCUGACGGUGUGCUGCGGCGGAGGAAGGCUCCCUUCAAACACCUCAAAUUCGGCACAAACAUCGACCUCUCUGACGAGAAGAAGUGGAAGCAGCAGCUGCAGGAACUCGCCAAGCUGCCGGCGUUCGCUCGCGUGGUUUCAGCCGGGAACCUGCUGAGUCAUGUGGGUCACACCAUCCUGGGGAUGAACACGGUGCAACUGUACAUGAAGGUGCCGGGCAGCAGGACUCCAGGUCAUCAGGAGAACAACAACUUCUGCUCGGUCAACAUCAACAUCGGUCCAGGAGACUGUGAGUGGUUUGCGGUCCCUGAGCCGUACUGGGGCGUCAUCAACGACUUCUGUGAAAAGAACAACAUCAACUUCCUGAUGGGCUCGUGGUGGCCCAACCUGGAGGAUCUGUUCGAGACCAACGUGCCCGUUUACCGCUUCAUCCAGAGGCCGGGAGACCUGGUGUGGCUCAACACGGGGGCCAUCCACUGGGUCCAGGCCGUCGGCUGGUGCAACAACAUCGCCUGGAACGUUGGACCACUCACAGCUCAUCAGUACAAACUGGCGGUGGAACGUUACGAGUGGAACAAGCUGCAGAGCGUCAAGUCCAUCGUUCCCAUGAUCCACCUCUCCUGGAACAUGGCGAGGAACAUCAAAGUGUCCGACCACAAGCUGUUUGAGAUGAUCAAGUAUUGUUUGUUGAGGACUCUGAAACAGUGUCAGAUGCAGCGGGAACUGCUUCUGUCUGCAGGGAAGAAGCUGGCGUGGCACGGGAGGACACAGAGUGAGCCGGCACAUUACUGCAGCAUCUGUGAGGUGGAAGUGUUCGACCUGUUGUUCGUCACCAGCGAGAGCAACAGCAGGAAAACCUACGUGGUGCACUGUCAGGACUGCGCCCGCAGGGGGAGCUCUAACCUGGACAACUUUGUGGUUCUGGAGCAGUACAAGAUGGACGAGCUCAUGCAGGUUUACGACCAGUUCACCCUCGCGAGUCCACUUCCUUCCUCUUGAUGAAAGAAGAAGAAGAAGAAGAAGAAGAAGAAACGACGACGGGAACUUUUUUUUUUGAUCGUCAAACUUUUACGUUGUUUUCCUCCCUCUGGUAUUCAGGAAGUGAGUUGCGCUCUGUAGCCAUCCCAUAAGGCAGCUGUGUGAAAGCUGUGUGUGUGUCUAUGCAACCUGUGCUCAGAGCGAUGCGCCCCCACCCCCCGCUGGCCUGGAGGGGAACUGCAGCUCCUCCUGUUUCUCCUGCUGGUUCAGCUGGACUUCACCACAGGAGACGACGUCUGUACAGAUUUACUUUAACUGAGAGUGAGUGAGUCCACACAGAGCUGCUCCUCCUCCACCACCUCCUGCUCCUCCUGCUCCUCCUCCACCACCUCCUGCUCCUCCUCCUCUUCCGUUACAAUCAGGAAAAAACAGCUGUUUUUCGUCACGUUUCUUUUUUACGAUAUUUUCCUGCGUUUGUUUUUUUACGUCGUGACUUUGAUUUGUUGACAAACAUCAGCGACGUCAGAGAUAAAUAAAUAAAAGGUUUGCACAAA
This is a messenger RNA of Solea senegalensis (Senegalese sole), 5483 nucleotides long. RefSeq names its product lysine (K)-specific demethylase 6A (gene kdm6a). Gene Ontology annotation, molecular function: protein binding; RNA polymerase II cis-regulatory region sequence-specific DNA binding; chromatin DNA binding. The record is from RefSeq and is a predicted model, not a curated record. NCBI's taxonomy places the organism in Eukaryota, Metazoa, Chordata, Actinopteri, Pleuronectiformes, Soleidae. Gene Ontology annotation, cellular component: MLL3/4 complex. Gene Ontology annotation, biological process: regulation of gene expression; heart development. The coding region runs from base 382 to 4950 and encodes 1522 amino acids. The transcript is spliced from 30 exons.